Guillardia theta CCMP2712 is the source of this 535-nucleotide messenger RNA. RefSeq lists its product as hypothetical. Gene Ontology annotation, molecular function: phosphatidylinositol bisphosphate binding. NCBI's taxonomy places the organism in Eukaryota, Cryptophyceae, Pyrenomonadales, Geminigeraceae. Gene Ontology annotation, cellular component: membrane. Bases 1 to 408 code for a protein of 135 amino acids. The transcript is spliced from 8 exons. The record is from RefSeq and is a predicted model, not a curated record.
AUGGGGUCCUUCCUGAUGCAGAAGGCGAUCGAGAAGGAAAACAUCGUCAAGAAUGGAAUCGUCUGCGUCCUAGACUUGCAAGGGGUCGACCUCUCCAUCACAACCAAGUUCGGCAUAGCCGAUGUCAAGCGCGGGAUUCUAAUGUGGAAGGAUGCGUUCCCAUGCAAACUGAAGAAGAUCUAUCUCGUCAACAUGGGAAUCAUCUUGUCCACAAUCGUAGCCAUGGCUAAAUCGAUCCUCAGUUCCAAGAUCCGAGAGCGUGUCGUCCUGGUUGACAAGACUUUCCAGCAACUGCACGCUGACAUCGACAGCUCCAGGUUGCCGCCUUCGCUCGGGGGAAAUUUCGAACUCGACUGGGAGAGUUAUAUACAAUUCUUGCUGAAAGACGAUCAGUUCAACGACAGCUAAGCGAUGGCCUGUACUCUACAUACUUGUCAAGACUUGCUAGACUUAAGUCGCGUUCACAGCCUUGGCAGUGCUGUUGGUGGGGACUGUAACUUUGAAAAGUGUCAAAUAAAGUUUAGGGCUCACUAUC